AUGGCUGUAGCCAAGGUGUUCCAGAACCAGCUAGAGCCUCUAAUGGAGUGGCUAGAUAAAGCAGAGAAAAAGUUUGGAAGCAUGGAGUCUGUCAGCACUGAUGCAGACAAAAUUGAACAACAGAUCAAUGAACAGAAGGCUCUUGUGGAUGGCAUUGACAAGCAUGAACCUAAGUUUGAAGAGCUACAAUCAAAGGCCAAUGAACUACUGGAUCAGAUAAGUGAUGAAGAUGCUGCAAUGGUAAAAGAUAAAAUCAGUAAUCUUCAAGGCAGAUUUGAUGAUCUUCGUGAGGGAAGCGCUGAUCGUCUCACCAAGAUGACAGAGGCUCUCCAUUAG
Messenger RNA from Owenia fusiformis, 336 nucleotides. The record is from the annotation of a GenBank genome assembly. Lineage: Eukaryota; Metazoa; Annelida; Polychaeta; Sabellida; Oweniidae.